Molecule: messenger RNA, 6175 nt
Organism: Lucilia sericata (common green bottle fly)
Lineage: Eukaryota; Metazoa; Arthropoda; Insecta; Diptera; Calliphoridae
Gene: fwd
Product: phosphatidylinositol 4-kinase beta
Exons: 11
Coding region: 429-6065 (1878 amino acids)
Biological process (GO): phosphatidylinositol-mediated signaling; phosphatidylinositol phosphate biosynthetic process
Cellular component (GO): membrane; cytoplasm
Molecular function (GO): 1-phosphatidylinositol 4-kinase activity
Source: RefSeq, a predicted model, not a curated record
CCACCAUGUUUACUCUCUGCUUUAUGAACUCUAAGCAGGGCUUAUGAUCUUGUUAAUAGUCAUUAACAGGAUUUAAAGGAAAUUCUAACAAGAUGUCCUGAUUUUUUAAGGAAUAUAAAAUGUCUACAGACGUUCAAACUGAUUUAAAAUUUAGCUGUAAAGGUUGUGAUUUAUCGAAAAAUGGCUUAAGACUCAGCAAGUAAACUCUAACUCUGUCUGUCACACUUAGCUUCCUCUCAUCAAUGUUUUUCUCAUAAACAUACAAAAAAAAAAUAUUAAAAGAACAACUUAAAAUCCUUUAAAAAAGAGAAUAAGUAUAACAAGAAAUACUCAUAUUAAUCGUUCCUUCUCUCACUUUCACGAAAGUUUAAAAGAUCAAGUAGAUUCUCUAACUCCAUACUCAACGAACACAAAAUAGUUUUAAAAAAAUGAAUUCCGUUAUUUCUGCAUUUAAGGCCAAAAAGAAUUCCAGCCAACAGGCCAAUAAUAUCACGGGCUCCAACCCCAAUGGCUGCAAUGAUAAUAAACAUAAUAAUUUAAGCAUGAUUGCCAAUACAUUGACCACCUCCUCCUCGAAAAAGAAGGCAAUUAACGCCCAGGAUAAUAGUUAUCAAUAUUUGAGACAUAUACGUGAAAUAGAUACGGCCACCAAAUUGUUGUCGCCCAUAGUGGGUGCAGAUGAUUUGCUAGAAACCGAUAUGCAUAAUUUUCGGCCGGUAACGGCAGCAGUGGCGGGUGUUGAUGUAGUCGAUCAUGUUCCUUUACAAACAGUGCGUUUGACACCCAACUCCUUGGAAACAUCCAGUCUGGCCGAUUGUAAUAUGAAUGGUGGCAAAGGUGUCUUAACAAAUACACAAAUAGAAAAUGGCAAUUGCCAGGAUUCUCUAGAGGAGUGUAUAAGUGAUGGUUAUGCGAGCAUAACCAAUGGUCAACACAGUUUAACCAGCAGUCCCACUUCCCAUUUAAAUGAGCUAGACGAUGAUGAAUCAGAACAUUCUAUAACCGCUUGCACCAGCACCACCAGCAGUAGUUCCAGCGAUCAAAGCAAUAGCACCGUGGUGCAUAGUCCCAUAGCACCCACAGCGGUAGCUGCGGCAGCCAAUAACAAAACACAGCAAGCAUUAAACUCAUCAUCAUCAACAACAACAGCAGCCACUUCAGCCAAUUUACCCAGCCCCGCCAAAAGUCUGAAUUUGAGUCUGAAUAGUAAUACCUCCUCUCCUUCACUAAUGUCUUCAUCCUCCUCAAUCUCUGUUUCUUCCAAUUCGAAUACCUCUCUGGCACUCUGUAAUUCCGGUCCAAGUUCUUGUUCAUCCGCCACCGGAUGUGAUAUAAGCAGCAGCAACGAUUAUUCCCAACCUUCAUCACCCACCAUGGUAACUCGGCGCAGUUCACAAUCUUCGACCAGCUCGGAAUAUGUACCAGCAUUUUUGAAAUCCUCACACGUAACAUUGCCCAUUAUAAUGCCAAAUAGUAGCAGUAGUUUGGCUUCUUUACCACCCAACUCUAAUCAAAGUAUCGGUGGUACUCCGGUCAAUUCAGCGGCCACUACACCCAAACACACACGUUACUCUAAACCGAGACUGAGUUUAAGUCGUUUUAUUAAUCAUUCUAUGCCCUCGGUUCAUGGUCGUCCAAAUUUAAGUUUAGCUGCGGGUACACCGGGUAGUGGGGUUAAUGGUGGUACAUCGGGUGGUAACGGCAGCAAUCCUCCAAAACGUGCUUCAACACAUCAGAGAAAUUUAAGUUUAGAUUUCAGAUCUAUGGGCAUUUUAUUGCCACCCGUUUCCCAAGUGACUAAUACCCGCAUUAAUUUAACCCAACAUCAUCGUAAUCGUAGCCUGGAUAGUGCUUUACAAAGGAUACCAGAGGUUGAAGUCUCUUCGCCCAAUGCCGAGAGUGAGAAUACAUUUUGUACACCAUCUAUUCUGGGGUCAACAAUGUGUUCGAAAAUUGUAACGACCGCAGCAAAUGUAACAGCGGCGCUUACCACCACCCAAACACCCGCACUGACGUCAUCGACAACAACAAAUGCCUCAACGGCAGCAGCCGUUAAUGCAGCAGCUUCAUCAUCACCAUCAUCCUGUUCUGCGUAUGAAAAAGCUGCAAUUGAAACUGUUUCAACAACAGAACCCACAAGCAUAUUGACAGCAUUACAAUCAACAACAGCUGGAUCGGGUGCAGGAGGAGGCGGAGGAGUGGGAGCAUUACACAAUGAUAUUAAUAACACAGUCAUAGUAGAGCCAUAUUGUCCUAGCACACGUUUACGACCUAAAUCAUCAGAUUCUGCCACAUCAUCAUCUUCAUCUACGGUACAACGAGCUGCUUCAUCAGCAUCUACUGCUUCCUCUAAUGCUUCAUCAACAAAUUCAUCAUUUGCUAGUGGUUCAAAUAAUGCUCUAGCCGUUAUAACCGGUUCAAGUCAUGUCAAUCAAAAUGGUAAAAAGCGAGAGGAUCUAACCAGUCUUGGCUCAGAUGAUUCUGGAAUAAUUUGUGGUUCUGAUUCCGAUCAAAUCUCUUUAAAUCGCAUACGACAUUCUCACGAAUCCCUAGAUUCCGGUGAAAUGGAUAAUGAGGAAGAAUGCAUGGAUAUGCUGGAAACCACAUCAAUGGAUGAGGAAUACAAUAUGUUACAAUCGGAUCUGCGUUUCUAUCAAUCACCCGACACAGACUGUCGCACUCUCAGACCCUCUAAAAAGAAACACAGCAAUAUUAUACAACAACAUCCUGAUAAUAAUGUGGAUAAAACCCUAAAUGCUGAUGAUAUGGGUGGUGAAGUUGAUGAUGACUUGGAAGCAGCUGGUGAGGGAGAUACCUUAAGUGAACGUCAACGUUAUAGAGAAAUGAACAUGUCUCAAGCCGCUAUAAAUAUGGAAAAAUGUAAAAUUUCCUCGGACACUGACAACACAAUACAAAAUGAUAAUACUUCGGCAGAUGUAGUAGACUGUCCAACGCCCACUUUAAAUACUAGCACACCAGCUGUCGCUACAACAUCUGUUGGGGGUAGUAGUGGUAAUAAAACCCCCUCCACACCUAGUGAAUCAUCGAAAAACGAUGUUCUGUUCAAGAAUUUCUUUGGUGCCACUAAAAAUGCUAUAUUCCGCACAGCUCAGAGUAUAAUCGAAAAUCACGAAAAGAAAAAUGCCUCAAAACAAAAUCAGAAAUCUAAUGAGGAAAAUACUAACACAGCUGGUGGUGCUGCAACUCCCACAGAGCAAAUAAAAUCUCCUACGGACAUUUCGAAAAAGAAAGAAUUCUUUAGUUUAUUAACAACAAAUGCUAGUAAGAAAGCAGCAGCUGCUGCUGCAGCCGCCGCUUUAGCCAAUACACCGGCCACAACUCCCUCAACACCCGGACAGGAACAACCCGGAAUUAAUGAAAAAUCUAACGAUAAAGAUAAUACAUCGGCAACGACGGAGUGUAUGGAGAAAACGUUAAGCUUACAAGUACCUAAUGCCACUUCCUCCUUCAACUCAAUUAUUAAUAAUAAUUCUUUAACUAUAACGAAAUCAUCUUCCAUAUCAUCUUUGAACAAGCUCAAAGUACCCGGUGUAGUGAAAUGUUUUAUCAAAGAGCGUCCUACAACUUCGCAGGAUUUAGCGAAUCAACAAAAGACUGAAAAAGGUCCCAGUGGCCUAUUGAGAUUUUUUGAAUCCCCAGUUUUUAACAUACAUUUCGCCAUACAUUAUCUCUUCUAUUCCAAAGAACCGGGAGUUCUUAGUUUUAUAGGCAACAAAAUCUUCAGUUUCCCCGACCAGGAGGUAGAUUUGUAUAUACCACAACUGAUUGUCAUGUAUAUACAAAUGGAUGAGUUGGCGGAAGUAUUAGAUCCCUAUUUGACCAUUAGAUGUCGUAAAUCGGUAGACUUUUCUCUAAAGUGCCUAUGGCUAUUGGAGGCCUAUAAUUAUCAACAUGUAGAUACUAUGGGUAGUCGUAAGUCGCAAUUGGCAUUAAUGAAAGAGAUCUUCUCAAAGAAAGAACGCAAGCAGUUGAGUAAAGGUGAUGCAAAGGAGACACCAGUGUCGCAGUUGGCACAGCCCGCUGCAGCAGCUGUACCAGGCGUUGUUUCUCCUUUGACCAAAAAAACCCAUCACAGAUCACAAUCAGAUGCCACAGUACUGUUGGCCGACUCCAGACGUGCUAAUUCUAAUUUAAGUAUAUCAAAUCGACUGUAUCAACAACCCCCCUACACAACACAAACCUUGCCUACCACACCCGCCAAAUUAUGUCUCGGAGAUUUAACUUCCGGCCGCGCCUUUGACAAUGGCUGCACUUGUUUCGAAACGGUGCGCGGUCAGGUCAACGAUUUGCUUGGCCACAAGACGGUGUGUUCAUGCAGUGCCCCCAAAACUGCUCCCCAAAAGGAGUUCAUGAAAGCUCUCAUCAAUGUUGGGAAAAAUCUAACCAAUCUUCCCUCGAAGGCGGAAAAGACUUCGGCCUUGAGAAUGUUUUUGAAUUUGAUUAAUAAAAAUCUUCCGGCCCGCGUUUGGUUACCCUUGUAUUCAGACAUUCCACAUCAUGUUGUGCGCAUCACAGAGGAAAAGACUGCUGUUUUAAAUUCGAAAGAUAAGACACCCUACAUCAUCUAUGUGGAAGUGGUAGAAGUGCCCGAUAUCUACUCUUCAUCUCUCAUACCCAAAAUGAUGCCAUCACUGCGUCAUACAAAAUCCGAGGAACAUUUAGAGGGUGGUCUUACCACCGCCACCAACACCACUUGCCAACAUUCUCAACAUCAACAUCAUGCCAUUUGUAGUCGUACUUCCAGUUGUAGUAGUCAUAGUGGUUCAUCAACGUGUAGACGUAAAAAGGAAAAGCUGUUGUCGGAAUCAUCGACAGGCAUAAGUGGCGAACAACAGCAACAGUGUUCUUCUACGGAACAUAAUACAACAACUGCUACUAAUACAGCAGCAGCCAGCAGUAGCAGUGUUGGUGGUUGUUUAGCGCCACCUCAGCUGAACGAAGAUGAUGUUUGGUCUCAAGAGGACGAUGAGAUAACGGCUCAAUAUCUACACAUGCGUAAAAUGCGUUCACAAUCCGAACGUGAUGCCAUUUCACAGAUGUCCCUGGACUCUUGUGAUUCAAGGGAUCAAGCCAUGCCCGUUUUAUUCAAUAUUGGAGAUGUACGUACCCGCCAUUGUAAUAAUUUAAAUUGUGAAAAUACAAAAUCAUUUAGCAAUGAUCCUGAAGAUCCCUCAGCAGCAGCUCUUAAGGAACCUUGGCAUGAAAAAGAAAAACAAAUACGUGAAUCUUCACCCUAUGGACACCUCUCCAAUUGGCGUCUUCUAUCAGCCAUUGUUAAGUGUGGAGAUGAUUUGCGGCAAGAGCUAAUGGCCACCCAAUUGUUACAUAUGUUCAAAAUCAUUUGGCAAGAAGAACAUGUUGAUCUCUGGGUGCGUCCUUAUAAAAUAGUCUGUCUCUCCAAUGAUAGUGGUUUGAUUGAGCCUAUUUUGAAUACGGUGUCAUUGCAUCAAAUCAAAAAGAAUUCCAAUAAAUCUUUACGCGAUUAUUUCAUCGAUGAAUAUGGUCCAACUGAAAGUGAUGCUUUUCGUUUGGCUCAAAAGAAUUUCGUACAAAGUUGUGCAGCAUAUUGUUUAAUAUCGUAUCUGUUGCAAGUUAAAGAUCGGCAUAAUGGCAAUAUACUGUUACACUCUGAUGGCCAUAUUAUACACAUUGAUUUUGGUUUUAUUUUAAGCAUAUCACCUAAAAAUUUAGGUUUCGAACAAUCUCCUUUCAAAUUGACUCCUGAAUUUGUGGAUGUCAUGGGUGGCACAAACUCUGAACAUUGGCGUGAAUUUAAUCGUUUAUUGUUGGUGGGCAUGAUGACCGCUCGCAAACAUAUGGAUCGUAUAAUCAAUUUUGUUGAAAUUAUGCGCAGCAACGCCCAAUUACCAUGCUUCAAAAAUGGUUGCUCCGGAACCGUACAGAAUCUCCGCAAACGUUUCCACAUGAACUUAACCGAACAGGAAAUGGAACGUAAAGUUGAACAAUUGGUACAAGAUUCCCUAAAGAGUCUUUCGACCAAAUUAUACGAUGGCUAUCAGUACUAUACGAAUGGCAUAUUGUGAGAAAGGUUUUUUAUGAAAAUUUAAACACCAAAACAGAAAGCAAAUCCAGCAAAUGGUGUAAAAGAACUUGAGUGUUUAAUAUUAACAUAAAAGAGAAGAAAAUAAUUCAU